This is a messenger RNA of Metarhizium acridum CQMa 102, 984 nucleotides long. NCBI's taxonomy places the organism in Eukaryota, Fungi, Ascomycota, Sordariomycetes, Hypocreales, Clavicipitaceae. The record is from RefSeq and is a predicted model, not a curated record.
AUGCAACACCAAUCAGGAAAGGUCAACGGUGGAGCUGUCGGCGACGCUAGCGGGCCGCUCGCCGCCUUUGGUGGAACGCCGCCGCCCACAUCUCCACCCGGCGCCGAAUCCACGGAAUCGUCCAGGAACACUCUCGCAUGCAAGCAAUUUGGCUAUAUAAGCGCCUCGCUUUUCUCUUCGAAUCCAAACUCCAGUAUCGAGUACCUACCUACAGAAAUCUUGAAGCAUCCACUCAGCUUGAACAUCUCAAUCGACCCUCGGCAAUGGCAUUCCAGACCCCCUUCAAGUACACCCCACAAGCUACAGGGCCGCCGGGUCCUCGUCCUCGGCGGUUCAUCCGGCAUCGGUUUCUGCAUCGCAGAGGCCGCAGUCGAGCAUGGCGCAUUUGUCAACGUCAGCAGCUCCAACCAGAGCAAACUCGACUACGCCGUCUCCCGUCUCCAGAGCCACGCCACAGCCGUUGGUGUUUCUCCCGGCGACACGCUUGGCCAGAACAUCAAUGACCUUCUCGAGUUCGCCACCAAGAACGGCAAGCUGGGCCAUGUUGCCUUCACUGCGGGCGACCUCUCGUCCUACCCAAGCUGGACGACGUACAUCAACCAGAGCGUUCAGAGCUCGCUCACUCUCACUAGCGGCACUGCUUCCCGGCGACCAACGGCAGCCUUUUCCAUUGUGGCUGGAACUGGAGCAGGUCUUGAAGGCCUUGCUCGCGGAUUCGCAGUCGCUCUCAAGCCGGUUCGUGUCAACGCCAUGCAGCCUGGUGCGGUGCACACGGAAUUGUUUAGUAGUAUUACAGCGGAGAAUCUGCCGGCUAUUGCGGAGAGUUUUAAGCGUGAGAAUAUCACGGGGACAGUGGGCACGCCAGAGGAAGUUGCCGAGGCAUACAUUUACUGCAUGAAGGAUUCGUUUGCCACUGGCGGCGUGGUUGAGUCGAAUGGUGGGCUAUUGAUUGGAAGUUUCAAGGAUGAGUUCAAGCUCAAUUGA